AUGAAGCAAAUUCCUGUUGUGGAAAGAAUGCAAGCCCAGAAAUCCUGGAUUGAAGGAGUAUUUGACAAGAGGGAAUGUAACAAAGUCAUACCCAGCUCAAAAGAUCCUCACAGGUGUGCUCCAGUAUGCCAGGUCUGCCAGAAUUUAAUCAGGUGUUACUGUGGCCGAUUGAUUGGAGAACAUCCUGGAAUAGAUUAUGCCUGGACCAUCUCAGCUGCCAAGAGUAGUGAAAAUGAACAAUGGUCUGUUGAAAAGCACACAACAAAAAGCCCUACUGAUGCCUUUGGCACAAUUAAUUUCCAAGAUGGCGAGCAUACCUACCAUUCCAAGUAUAUUAGAACUUCUUAUGAUACAAAAUUGGAUCAUCUGUUACAUUUAAUGUUGAAAGAGUGGAAAAUGGAACUGCCCAAGCUGGUGAUCUCUGUCCAUGGGGGCAUCCAGAACUUUAAGAUGCCCUCCAAGCUUAAAGGGAUCUUCAGCCAAGGUUUGGUCAAAGCUGCAGAGACGACGGGAGCGUGGAUCAUAACCGAAGGCAUCAACACCGGAGUGUCCAAGCAUGUUGGAGAUGCCCUGAAAGCUCAUUCCUCUCAGUGCUUGAGAAAAAUCUGGACAGUUGGAAUCCCUCCUUGGGGUGUUAUUGAGAACCAGAGAGAUCUUAUUGGAAAAGAUGUGGUGUUUCUGUACCAGACUCUGGGUAACCCCCUCAGCAAGCUCACCACACUCAACAGCAUGCACUCUCACUUCAUCCUCUCUGACGAUGGGACUGUGGGCAAGUAUGGAAAUGAAAUGAAGCUCAGGAGGAACCUGGAGAAGUACCUCUCUCUGCAGAAAAUACAUAGCCGCUCAGGACAAGGCGUGCCGGUGGUGAGGCUGGUGGUGGAAGGAGGUCCCAAUGUCAUCCUGGCAGUGUGGGAGACCGUCAAGGACAAGGACCCGGUGGUGGUGUGCGAGGGCACAGGCAGAGCUGCGGACCUCCUGGCCUUCACCCACAAACACUUAGACGAGGGGAUGCUGCGUCCUCAGGUGAAAGAGGAGAUCAUCUACAUGAUUCAGAACAUUUUCAACUUUAGUCUUAAACAGUCUAAGCACCUGUUUCAAAUUCUAAUGGAAUGCAUGGCGUACAGGGAUUGUAUUACCAUAUUUGAUGCGGAUUCUGAAGAGCAACAAGACCUUGAUUUAGCAAUCCUGACAGCUUUGCUGAAGGGCACAAAUUUAUCAGCAUCGGAACAAUUACAUCUGGCAAUGGCUUGGGACAGAAUGGACAUUGCCAAGAAACAUAUCCUAAUUUAUGGACAACACUGGAAGCCUGGUGCACUGGAACAAGCGAUGUUAGAUGCUUUAGUGAUGGAUCGGGUGGAUUUUGUGAAACUCUUAAUAGAAUAUGGAGUGAAUCUCCAUCGCUUUCUUACCAUCCCUCGACUGGAAGAGCUCUAUAAUACAAAACAAGGACCCACUAAUAUGCUCUUGCAUCAUCUUGUCCGAGAUGUAAAACAGCACACCCUUCUCUCGGGCUACAGAAUAACACUGAUUGACAUUGGCCUGGUGGUAGAAUACCUCAUUGGUAGAGCGUAUCGCAGCAGCUACACUAGAAAAAGUUUCAGAGCCCUCUACAACCACCUCUACAGAAAACAUAAGCACCGGAAACGCCACUCGGGAAACAGAAAGGAGUCCACGGAGAGUGCGCUGCAUUCCCAGUUCUUUAGAACUGCCCAGCCGUACAAGCUCAAGGAAAAGUCUGCAGUCCUUCAUAUAUCAAGGAAGAAGUCAGAAGAAGAACAAAAUAUAUCAGAUGAUCUCGAGUCGACUGGCUUCAUUUACCCUCACAAUGACCUGCUGGUUUGGGCCGUGCUAAUGAAAAGGCAGAAGAUGGCCAUGUUCUUCUGGCAGCAUGGAGAGGAGGCCACAGUGAAAGCAGUGAUUGCUUGUAUCCUCUACCGAGCCAUGGCCCACGAAGCUAAGGAGAGCCACAUGGUGGAUGAUGCCUCGGAAGAGUUGAAAAAUUACUCAAAACAGUUUGGCCAGCUCGCCCUGGACGUGUUGGAGAAGGCGUUCAAGCAGAAUGAGCGGAUGGCCAUGAAGCUGUUGACGUACGAGCUCAAGAACUGGAGCAAUUUCACCUGCCUGAAGCUGGCUGUGUCUGGAGGGCUGCGGCCCUUUGUUUCGCACACGUGCACCCAAAUGCUGCUGACAGACAUGUGGAUGGGGCGCCUGAAAAUGAGGAAAAACUCUUGGUUAAAGAUCAUUAUUAGUAUUCUUUUACCUCCUACCAUUUUGACAUUGGAAUUUAAAAGCAAAGCUGAGAUGUCGCACGUUCCCCAGUCACAGGACUUCCAGUUUACGUGGUAUUACGGUGACCAGAACUCCAGCAGUUCCAAAGAAAGUGCUUAUGCGAAAGACUAUGAUGUGGAAAGGGGCCCUGAUGAGAAGCUGAGUGAAAAUCAGCGCUUUGAUUUAGAGAGUGGGCCCCAGAGCCUUCCAUGGACUAGGAAGGUCUAUGAGUUCUACAGUGCUCCGAUUGUCAAGUUUUGGUUUUAUACGAUGGCGUAUUUGGCAUUCCUCAUGCUGUUCACCUACACGGUGUUGGUGGAGAUGCAGUCCCAGCCCAGUGUGCAAGAGUGGCUUGUCAUCAUUUACAUCUUCACCAACGCUAUUGAGAAAGUCAGGGAGAUCUGUAUUUCGGAACCUGGGAAGUUUACUCAAAAGGUUAAGGUAUGGAUUAGUGAAUACUGGAAUGUAAUAGAGACGUUGGCAAUUGGCUUAUUUUCAGUUGGUUUCGGUCUUCGGUGGGGUGAUCCUCCUUUUCACACAGCAGGAAGACUAAUCUACUGCAUAGACAUCAUAUUCUGGUUCUCACGACUCCUGGACUUCUUUGCUGUGAAUCAACAUGCAGGUCCAUAUGUGACCAUGAUUGCAAAAAUGACAGCGAACAUGUUUUACAUUGUGAUCAUGAUGGCUAUAGUCCUGCUGAGUUUCGGAGUGGCGCGCAAGGCCAUCCUGUCGCCAAAGGAGCCACCGUCCUGGAGCCUGGCCCGAGAUAUUGUGUUUGAGCCAUACUGGAUGAUAUAUGGAGAAGUCUAUGCUGCAGAGAUAGAUGUUUGUGCAAGCCAGACGUCUUGCCCCCCUGGAUCUUUUCUUACUCCGUUCCUGCAAGCUGUCUACCUCUUUGUGCAGUAUAUCAUCAUGGUGAACCUGCUGAUUGCUUUCUUCAACAAUGUCUAUGUAGAUUUGAAAUCCAUCUCAAAUAAGCUGUGGAAAUACAACCGCUACCGCUACAUCAUGACCUACCACGAGAAGCCCUGGCUUCCACCGCCCCUGAUUCUCCUGAGCCACGUUUGCCUGCUCCUCCGCCGCCUGUGCCACCACCCAGCGCCCGGUGACCAAGAAGAGGGUGAUGUGGGCUUAAAACUCUACCUGAGUAAGGAGGAUCUGAAAAAACUUCAUGAUUUUGAAGAGCAGUGUGUGGAAAAAUACUUCCACGAGAAGAUGGAAAAUCUGAAUUGUAGUUGUGAGGAACGAAUCCGAGUGACAUCAGAAAGGGUUACAGAGGUGUACUUCCAGCUGAAAGAAAUGAAUGAAAAAGUGUCUUUUAUAAAGGACUCCUUAAUGUCUUUGGACAGCCAGGUGGGACACCUGCAGGACCUCUCUGCCCUGACUGUGGACACCCUAAAAGUCCUGUCUGCUGUUGACACCUUGCAAGAAGAUGAGUCUCUCCUGGCCAACAGAAAACACUCUACUUGCAGAAAACUUCCCCACAGCUGGAACAAUGUCAUCUUUGCAGAGGUUCUAGGCAGCAUGGAGAUGUCUGGGAAGAAGAAAUACCAGUAUUAUAGCAUGCCCCCUUCUUUGCUGAGGAGCCAGGCCAGAGGCCAGCACCCCCUAAGAGUGCAGAGGGGGGCCUUUCCUGAGACUACAGAUAGUCAGAGAGAGGCAUUGAAUGUAAGAGAUGACCAGGAAGAGCAAGAAACAGAAAAUAGGAGACUUGCUUUUGGGGUGUCUCCUAAUAGACAAGCACACUCGAAGUAUGGCCAAUUUCUCCCUGUCCCUUCUAGUCCAAAGCAAGUUCCUUUUUCUGUAGAAACUGUUUUGCCUCUGUCCAGACCAUCUGUGGAAGGAGGUCCAGAUGUGCUGGCAGCUGAACAGGUCGUGCACAGCGAGGUUCCUGUUCACCUGCCUUGGCAGAGCCCCGUUGUCGCAGACCAGCCAUCAGUGGCUGAGCCCAUGGAGCAGCACCAGCCGAUGGCUCAGAUACCAGGCAAGCCAGGCAACGUGGAGCAAGUGCUACCCACUUUGAGUUGCACCCCUGCACCCCUGACAAUGACUUCCCUUCCUUCCCAAGUCAAGAGCAUGCAGACUGGAGGUGGAUACGUGAACUGGGCAUUUUCAGAAGGUGAUGAAACUGGUGUGUUUAGCAUUAAGAAAAAAUGGCAAACCUGCUUGCCCUCCACUUGCAGCAGUGACUUCACUCAGAGUGAACAAUGCCAGUCGCAGAGCCAGAGCAGCUCCCUGUCUGAUAGCUCUUCAGCAAGACUGGCCCCGAGUAGUGAUUGCUCAAAGGUGGGACCAUGGCUCCAGCUAAACACAUCCUUUUGGAUCAAUUCUCUCCGCAGAGACAGGCCUUUCACUAGGAGUCAUAGCUUUAGAUUCCACAAGGAGGAGAAAUUGAUGAAGAGCUCUAAGAUGAAAAAUCUUUCAAGAUCCUCAGAAAUAGGGCAGUCAGCUUGGAUCACAGCAAAGAUGCUAGCCAAAGACAAGAGACUGGCAAAGAAAAGGAGGAAUACACAAGGACUACAAGUGCCAAUCAUAACAAUCAAUGCCUGCUGUCAAAGUGACCAAUUAAAUCCAGAACCAGGAGAAAAUAAUAUCUCAGAAGAAGAGGAGUGCAACAAGAACUGGCUUACGGGGUCCAAAUUUAGUCAGAUAAAUCUGGAACAUUAUUUAUACCAGAAAAUGAAAAUGAAAGAAAUUGAUCAACAGGCUAUACAAGUCAGUGAUUACCUGAAGCAGUCUCAAGAGGACCUGAGUGAACACUCUUCGUGGAGUUCCCGGAGCACGGACCUCAACAGGAACUCCCCGUUGAGAAGUUCAAAUGGAAUUGACAAGAUCUCAGCCUCCUUAAAAAGCCCUCAAGAGCCCCACCAUCAUUAUUCAGCCAUUGAAAGGAAUAAUUUAAUGAGGCUCUCUCAGACCAUACCGUUUACACCAAUCCAACUGUUUGCAGGAGAAGAAAUAACUAUCUACAGGCUGGAGGAGAGUUCUCCUUUGAACCUUGAUAAAAGCAUGUCCUCUUGGUCCCAGCAUGGGAGAGCUGCAAUGAUCCAGGUGCUGUCCCAAGAGGAGAUGGAUGGUGGCCUCCGCAAAGCCAUGAGAGUCAUCAGCACUUGGUCUGAGGAUGACGUUCUCAAGCCAGGACAGGUUUUCAUUGUGAAGUCCUUUCUGCCUGAGGUUGUGCAGAUGUGGCAAAAAAUCUUCCAGGAGAGUACUGUGCUUCAUCUUUGCCUCAGGGAAAUUCAACAACAAAGAGCUGCUCAAAAACUGAUCUAUACCUUCAACCAAGUGAAGCCACAAACCAUUCCCUACACGCCAAGGUUCCUGGAAGCUUUCUUAAUCUACUGCCAUUCAGCCAACCAAUGGUUGACCAUUGAGAAGUAUAUGACAGGGGAGUUCCGGAAGUACAACAACAACAAUGGUGAUGAAAUCACCCCCAGCAACACCCUGGAGGAGCUGAUGUUGGCUUUUUCCCACUGGACCUAUGAGUAUACUCGGGGAGAGCUUCUGGUUUUAGAUUUGCAAGGCGUUGGAGAAAAUUUGACAGAUCCAUCUGUUAUAAAACCUGAAGACAAACAAUCAAGAGGAAUGGUGUUUGGACCAGCCAAUUUGGGGGAAGAUGCAAUUAGAAACUUCAUUGCAAAACAUCGUUGCAACUCCUGCUGCCGGAAGCUCAAACUCCCGGAUUUAAAAAGAAACGACUAUUCCCCUGGAAGGAUAAAUUCCACCUUUGGACCCGAGGUCAAAAUAGAACCAGCCGAGGGACAUCCAGUAAGGGAGAGGGCUAGAAAUUCCCCAGAAGAUCAUACACGACUGUGAAAAGGGGAGAAGCAAGAUGGCCACGUGCUGGCCCCUCCUGCCAUGAGCUCUACGGUGACAUCGAUCGGUUGACGUAACCGUUAUGAAUUACAUCCGAGUCUCCGUCAGGACCGCGUUACGCCUUGGGCUCCUUGGGACACGCCUUCUGAGCCUCCCUCUGCCCCGACCCAAGGCCUCACGGGUGUAUGAUGAUUGGGUUCUCCUAGGUACUGACCUCUGUGCAGGGCACUUUGCGUCUCCAUCCUCAAGUGCCUCAGAAAGACCCUUGGACGAGUCAGCUGGGAAUGGUGUUCCUUUAUACCUCAUUGCUUUAGCUGGUCGUUUGGAACCCUUGCGGCAGAAUGCUGCACGCCAAAGCUCCAGGGGGAUGAGUUUAAUUUAUUUUCUCACUGCAUGUGCAGACAGCGCCCCUCCACCGCUAUUCAUCACCUCACCCCCAGACUGUAUUUAUGUCUAUAUAUGUACAAAAAAAAAAGUUAUGUGACUUCCUCCUCUCCACAGCAUAGGACUUUGAAUAGCAACACUAGGGAAAACAAUGGAAUGAGGGUGUCUAUGCACAGAUUGGAGCACCCUCCUGCACAAGCUAACCUGCAAAAAGUUAGUAGCCUGGUGAAAUCUAAAGGGGUUUGAGGUAUUGUCAGUGAAUUCUACGAUGCCUGAGCCUUUCAGGUUUCCCUGAAAGAAAGGAAAAGGGAAAUCUAAAACAAAUGCUCUUGCAUUUUUCCUUUUUUUUUCAAAUAAGAGAACAAAGCUAUGAAAAACUGGAAAUUCUUGAGAGAGGGUUUCCCUUCCCUUAAGCUCAGGGGUAUUAUCAGUUAGAGUUGACUAAGUCAACCUUUAAAACAUCACUCCCUUUUCUAAAGUUGCAUAUAUAAUAUUGCAGGCUAAAUUACCCUAUGUCAGGAAGGUGUGAUUUCAGACUGAAAACAGGCUUCCCAGGUUUUCAGGUGUUUGCUUCCUUCCAGGUGCAAAGUUCCCAAGCCUUAAAGUGUGCUGUAUAUAUUUUAAAGUACUGCCUGAGAAUACGUUGCCAGUUUCCCACGAAGAACUGGAAGCUACAGUGAGUAGCAUGUUUGGGGGAUCAGUUGUCCCUCUUGCAUGCUGGGCCGGGUUGCCCUACCUCAGAGCAAGCAUGAGCUUUCCACACACGGAGAGGUAGAGGGCUGGGAACGCUCUCCCCUCUCCUCCUGAAUCUCCUUUUUUUUAUUAUAAGGUGCUCCAAUCUACCAGCAGCAAACCUCCAGGGUUUGAAAAUUUUCAGCUUACCAUUAUCUUUGAUUCUUAUGUUAGCUGACUUGCUGCUAAACCUGCUCUCAUACUCUACUCUCCUGCCUUCUUUGGUUAUACUUCAGAGGAAAUGUUGCUUAGGGCGAUGGAAAACCAAAAAUUUAGUUUGCCGAUGAUUGUGUCUGAUUCUUGUAAGUUUGAGUUAUACAAGGGCUAAUUUCUACCCCUUUACUUUGGUCUCGGGGGUGGUGGGAGGCGGGAAAUUUGGGUGAUUUUUUGAUUGGCAAUGAGGAUAAAGUAAAUAUUUUUCAGGGACUUAACAGCUUUAUCCUUUUCUGUGAAUCAAUAAGGAAUCAAUUGGUACUCCAGUGCUGCAUUCAACGAUGGGAAGAGGCAGAGUUUGCCUAUCCAAGGGUCGAACUAAAGGCAUCAAUUCAUUGGUCAAAUAUUUGUUACCUGGAAUGGAACUUGAA
This is a messenger RNA of Lemur catta (Ring-tailed lemur), 7784 nucleotides long. RefSeq names its product transient receptor potential cation channel subfamily M member 6 (gene TRPM6). Bases 1 to 6084 code for a protein of 2027 amino acids. Gene Ontology annotation, cellular component: apical plasma membrane. The transcript has 40 exons. The record is from RefSeq and is a predicted model, not a curated record. Gene Ontology annotation, biological process: monoatomic cation transmembrane transport; protein tetramerization; protein phosphorylation. Gene Ontology annotation, molecular function: protein serine/threonine kinase activity; ATP binding; monoatomic cation channel activity. Lineage: Eukaryota; Metazoa; Chordata; Mammalia; Primates; Lemuridae.